CUUCUCUCUCGACUCUCGGCGGACGCGGACGUGUUUUUCCGUAAAUUCGUUGUUUUUAAGUGAGUUUCGAAGCGAUUUAGCGAGUUUCAGUGAAACCGUCGUGGAAUUUUGAGUUUCCGUUUCUCGUACUCCAUUCGUGUCCAAUAUAUAUUUUUGUGUUUCCUGUUCCGAUAUAAAACGGCAAAGGAGUUAUCGCCAGAAUUUAUGGAGUUCUGUGAAAUUAUCGUAUAAAAUGAAGAAGGAAUCGAAUUGAAUGGAAAGUGCCCCCGUUGCCGGCGGAAAACUCCAGUAAUCCUCAGUGAAGUUUGAUUGUGUUGUGGUAAAAGUUUCGUGAAAAGAGAGUGAAUUGUGAAAUACAGCAGCCCAAAACGGUGGCCGUAGUGAAAAUUGUGUUUGUUGCACAACCGGAGAGUUAAAGUGUUCCAGCAGAAUACGGUGAAGAAGCUAAAGUGCCUGCACCUUUUAGGCCGGUCCGAGGCAGAAAAGGAUCUCGAGGGGAAAAAUCUAGAACCGUGAACCGAGAACCGAGCUACCAGCAGCUGCCACCGGGUCGUUCAUGAAUCGACCUCAAGGUCCCCGGAAGGCACAAGGUUCUUCUGGCAAAAGAUAAACCUGAUAUCACCUGGGCGAACACCGUCACGGCGGUCGAAGUCGAAGGGCUUCCCGGGGGCGGAGGAAAUGAACGGACAGUGCGUGGACGGCUUCCCUGUAUGACGGUUCGCACGACACGAUCGCGUACGUGCACGUGCCCUGCUGUGUUUCUGCCGUUGAACAGCUGGAACCGACUACUCAACCGACCAUGGAGGACACUAGCCAGGAGGAAUCGCUACGAUCGCUGGAGGAUGUGACGAGAAACGGGGCGGCGACGGAAUCAGUGGAGCAAGGACCGCACCAGCAUCACCACCACCAUCAUCAGGAUGGCAACACAACGAAAUCCUCCACCGAUAGCUCGUUCACCGUGACCGACUGCAACUGUUCAUCGCUGAUCGAGCGCACCGACGACGGCGACGAGCACCGGACGGAGGGUGGUCUCGUGGAAGACGAUGCACCAUCGUCGUGCGUCGAGCUGAUCGAGGAGCUCAUCAAACCGCAGCUCACCACCGAGUGUGAGGAGAAACUGAAAGCCCUUGCCAUCAUCGCGGUCGAUGACGAUGCGAGGGAAGCCGCCGAGGUGGCCACCGUCAUCAGCGGUGGUGGUGGUGGAGGCGGCGAUGGGAGUGAUAGUGGCGUCGAGUUUGGUGCCGGUUCCGGUUCCCUUACCGAUACCGGUAUGCUGCAGCGUGCACUGAGCAAUAACAGUGCCGGGUACGCGAGCAGCUGCUGCGGUCUGGAUGGGCUGGAGACCCGGGAACCGGGGGGGAUGAGCGUGUCGUGCAACUCGAGCAUGAUAAGCUACAGCUCGGAUAUCUACGAUAAGACCGGCAGUACGGUGCUGUGCGGUGGUGGCGGUGGACGGCUCAGUACGGAUUACUGUGCCAGCGAGGGUGGCAGCGAAAGUUCGUCCGUGACCGGCGGUCCGGUUAGCUCGUCGCUACGGAAAGGUACCGCGGGUGGACUGAAGAAGAAGGUUGCGAUGAAGGAACCACCGACGGUGAAUCGGUCGCCCCGUAAGUCCACCGAAAGCGUCAUCUCGAGUAGCAGUGGGCGAAGCAGUUCCCGUUCCCGGGGUUCCUCGUUGGGACGUUCGGUUUCGCUGAACCUCAAAUCGACGCCACCGGUUUCGGCGAUGAAUGUGGCGGCUGCGGCCAGAGAGCGGGCCCGCUCGAGGGAUAAAUCGGUUACUGGUGCGGUCCCGUCCCAGGGUACUACCAGCAGCAGCAUCAGUAUGGCGAGCAGUUUGAACCGUAUCGUGACGACACCGGGCAAACCGAUGCCACCACCAAGGCGCCCGCUAAAGCCGGAUACACUGCCGACGGGAAUGAAGGAUUCACCCGGAGCUGCUGGUGGUGGUGGUAGUGGCCAUCGGGCUGCAUCCGUAUCGCGCACUCCGUCCACUACGAGAGGCCGCACACCGUUAGGCACACCGACCGAUGAUGGUCGAUGGCCAUCGGUGGGAGGUAGAGGUGGGGCGAGCGGAGGCAACACUACCCCACGGUCCACCCGAGCCAGCUCAGCCGUCCCGGAGGGUUGUGGUGGUGGUGUUUCCAUUAAAACGCGCGUCGGAAUGCUCGCCCUCGAUGGGACCUGUAAGGUGUCAUCGGGUAGCGGUCCAAUGAGCUUACCGAUGAGUGGUGCCGUCGCUAGCUAUGCCACACUACCGCGCCGGCGAAAGGAACGAUCGGCCGAGGAUCUGAAAGCGGCGAGUGGAGGAUCGCCAUCUUCACGCAGUAACUCGGUCACCCGCGAGCAAGUGUCCAACCGGAUGUCGAUGUCACUGAUCAAGAAGCUACCUUCAACGACCACUGGUGCGGCGAAGGGUGGUAACGAAGGUGGCCCAUCAUCGUCUCCUGCAUCCGUCAAAAUGGCAUCCUCACAUCCGCGCUUAGCGUCGACGGGCAAGAAGAUGCUACAGAAAACGCGUAUCUAUCACGAAACGAGCGUCCAAACGGCCAUCACCGGACAGGACGUGGCGGAUGCGUUCGGUGGCAAUGCCCGCCACAUACGGAUCGAUGACGUGGAGAUGGUCUGCAAGCAGACCCAAUCGGAUAUACGUGAUCGUGAGAUGGAGCGGCUGGAGGAGAAGCUGAGAAAGAUGAGCAGCGAGUAUGCGACGUUGAUGGCCAAGCUGACGGACAAAUCGCAAACGGUAACCGCGCUGGAGCAGAAGCUGCUAGUAGAGCGUGAGGAGAAGCUGACCGCCCAGAAGGAGCUGCAAAACAAUACGGACCGGGUGCUCGGUAUGCUCGAAUCGAUGCAAGCCAUCCCGAACAACGCGGACACCGAAGAUUGCGACAGUUUGCUGAUGCUCGAGUCUCAGCUGCAGCUUUCGGGGAGCGUGCUGGAGAAGAAACAGGAAGAGAUCGCUCGAUUGCAGUCGAUCUGCCGGGCGCUGCAGAUCGAUAUGGGACGUUCGCUCAAGAACCAGGAGGAACUGUUGCGCCAGAAGACGGAGCUGGAGGAGGAAUCGAGUGAAAUGCAGGACUUCCUGCAGAUGGAGAAGCAAUCGUACAUGGACGCGCUGAAGGAGGCAGAGCAGGAGAUCGGCAUGUUACGGCAGUGUCUGCAGCAGAAGGAGUGUAGCGUCGAGCGGCAGCAGGAAGAGUGUCGCCAUCUAGUCCGGAUUGCGGAGCAGCGAAGACAAGAGUACCUUGGUAUGCAGGCCAAAUACAAUGCUCUCGAAAGUCGCUCGAAGGAUAUUCUGCUGCAACAGGGCGCGGCCGUAUCGGGUGCAUCCGUCGCCCUGUCUGGACUGGGAUCGCGAUUGGAUAAUCUGGUCGAGCAGCUGAUCGCAUCCUACAACAUCUCCGAGCAGGAUCUCGAGGACGUAAUCUACCACAACGAGGCGUACACGAAUAGUGCCAGCAGUGGUGACGGCAGUCCGGAGUAUGAGGAAACAGCCGACAAGUUCGCGGACAAGAACCAGCAACAGAAGCAAAAGAACUGUCGACCACAACCGGAGCACUCGACGGCAUCGGAUGCUAAGAGCACCGCUAACGGUAGUGAUGUGCCGCUCUCCCCACAACGUGGCCAAUCGUUCAUAGCCGCUGUGAUAAGCGCGAUCAAGAAUGCCACCAGUAAAUCGGUGCCCGCAAAGGUCGCUACGCCAGUGGCAAAUGGAGCUCCAGCGGUUCGAGAAACGCGGGAAAAUAAUGGCCAUGAAUCAGAUUGUACUGAGAUGCUGGACUCGGAGACGGAACCAUGCCUGAUGAUGGACAACGUGCUGGAGGAUGUUGCAAUGCCGGAUUCGCAUUCGCACAACAUGAUGUCCUCUUCGACACGCAUCUCGCAGAUCGAAAUGCCAUCGUCGAUGGAAAGUGGGGUCGCUGCGACGACGACGAGCGCAAUGAUGGCGCACGACGAGUCGUUCGAUAAUCUCUCUCAAGCGAUUGCUAAUCGGCAGCAGAUCGAGCUCCAAUCGAACAUGAUCGCGAGUGGACGUCCGGCACGGUUCCAUCAUUCUGCUGGCAGUGAUCAACCAGCCCGCAGUACAGCGGCGGCCGUGGUGGCCCAGGUGACUGGAUCGUGUGGCGCCGCGGUGCCAACUGCGACGGCGACAACGACUGGUGCGGAUCAUACCACGGCAAGUCACUCUUCUUCGCUGGACGAUGAAGAGAACAGUUGCUGCGCCGAAGCUUCCAUGGCGGAGAUGCCUUCGAUCUGCGAGUACUGCAACGCCCAAUCGUUGGUCGAUCAGGUGAUCGAUGUAGACAAUCUGAUCACUAAGCUGCUGAAGGUGUUGCGCAUCGUGCAGAUGGACAACGAUCACUGCAUCCAGGAGCUUAUCAAUCACAAAAACAAACUAGCGAUCACGAACGAAGAGAUUCAGGAUCGUGUGAAGGACUACGAGGAGCUCAAUUAUAAGCUACAAGACGAUCUGAAGGACGCUUACCACCAGCUACAGCUGCGUGGCAGCGAACUUAAUAGUGGCAAGGUGGAGCUAUUGAAGCAUCGCCAAGAAAUAGAUAAACUAAACGAAGACAUUUGCCAGCUGAGCACACUGUGCAGUGAUAGUAAGAAGCAGCGGUCUAAGAUUGUGAUCGAUCGCGACGAUAUAAUGAAAGCAUUUAAGCUAUGUAGCGAAGAUGAGAGCACAGUUCCUGAGAUGGACCUUUCACAAUUCGUUCUUCAAGCAUGCAAUGAGAUUCCGAACCUAAAGGCUAAGCUGUACGAAAAGGAACAACAGUUGGCCACGAUGGCAAGUAACGCGGCCAACGGCGCUAGCUUUGUGAUGACCGCUAGUUGGCAUCAAGCACUGAGUGAAGCGAAGCGCCAGUACGAAGCCAUCGAUCGAGCACUGGAGACGCUCGACAGUGUUAAAACGAUUGUGCAGCAAACACCCGCAUUGAUGGAAUUGCAACGGGAUCUCGAGGAGACAAACUUUGCGUCCGCUUCUAGUUUUCCGCUUGUCACCGCGGCUCAGUUAAGUCAGCUGCAUGUGGGAAGUAAUGGAAACGUCGCCGGAAUGAACGGAAACAACGGUGAUGGUAUAGUCGAUCUGAACGCGAACGAAACGACAAUCGGUGAGGACGGGCCAGCAGCUGCUGUAGUAGCAUUGCAGCUCAACCAGGGCACGGAUUCGAGCUGCUACAUUGAUUCGACUGCAUAGGCACUGACCGCGAACUUAGACAAACUAUUUAUUCUUCUUUUUCCCUUCAGUCAUUCCCUUUGCACAUGUUCUUUUAAUGUUUAUUAUCCGAGUUUCCUCUUUUUCUUGAUUUAUUUGUAUGUUAAGCAUUUACGAACGUGCAUUAGCGAAGCACUAGGAUCUACUUUUGUGUCAUUUUUCCAUUCAUACCAAUAGUGUCGUGUGUUUAUAGUUUUGUUUUGCGUUUCAUUCUUCAAUUUGGACCUUUAUUUGUGUGUUCCGGAAUAAUUAACAAACUAGCAGCAUAGAAAAUUGACAUAGCAGAAAAGAGUUACUAGUUACACGUUACGAUGUGCAUCCAACAGUAGACACCGACAACGGUGCCCCACCCCUACUUCCCAGAUGAAUAGAACUUAAUCGUAGAUUUUGAUUGUGAUUUGCUGUUGAUGAUAUUAAACGGAAUUGUACGGAAAUGAAACAAAUUAGCUCUCCGCGAUAACUCCUCCUAUGAAAGGGUGAGAGACGCAAUACUGUCGCUGACAAAUACUAGUAUUGAUAAUUUAUUCCUAACGCAUUUUUGAAACAUACAGAUAUCGCUUUGUUUUAGUCGGUGAGCAGUCGGCUACAUACUGUCGUAUUAUCAGGAGCCGGAUCAUUGGUGCACCUUCCGCGAUCCUACUGGUGAAUGAACGCUGCCUUAAGCAUGCAGCAUCCUAGCACUGACUGGAAAUAGGUAUAUGGUUUAGCAUUAGAGCUACUCGCAUCAGGCAUUGCAUUAAGACACUUUGUUUCUUCAUUAAGUUAGAUAGGAAAAGUUGAAAUUGAAGCUAAACCAAUCCAAUCGUACAUGUGGCCGCCAUUCAGAAAUGGAACUAAUGAGAAGAUAUGUCUGACUUCGUAAGCAACAUCGGGAGCAGAUGAUCAGAGCUGUAUAGCAUUACAUUUGCUUGCGUCGUUCCAUUCGUCCAAGUUUGUCCUGACGGCACGAUGCUUAAUACAUGUUUGUUCACACCCCCAGGUUUUUCCUCUGGCACCCUUAUAGUCUUUUCUCGGUGUAGGAGAAAAUGAAUCUAUAUGCAUUUCGUUGCUAAGAGUACACUCUUCGUAAAUUGACCCCUCCGGAUGAUCCAUUUUCGUCUAAAGUUAGCAGCGAAAUUGUUUUAAUGAAAUACCAAUGCCCCGGAACGAACCGCUGUGCGAUGCUUUGUAAAUUACAUUCUGCAUUCUGUAUUUUAUUUUCUAACACGGUCGUCCUGCCAUGAAGAAGUGUCUUUUAAUCUUUUCGUUUGUGGAUCUGCUUUGGUUUGUUCUACUAAUAUCUUUUUUACGUUUUAUUUUAUUUGUUUUCAUAUUUUCUCCUUUUUCAUCUUCGCUCCGGGAUGGGAAUUCAUUGUUCGGUUUUUGGUGGAAGGUUUGAUACGACGUAGAUCAGCGUUACUUUUUCCCCUUACCCAAACAUACACACACCCACACAUACACAUAGAAUUCAUUAGGAUCCGCAACCCAAAAUCCAUGAAUUGCUCAAGCUUUCACACAGUUUGCACGUUUCAACAAACUAUUCAGAAAACUUUUGAGCAAACGAUAUUGAAUAGCGUUUGGCAAUUUGUCGAUCGAUUGUAGUCUAUGAUAAAACGGCCAUAAAAGAGGGACGAAUGUAAUGGCGCAAGCAAAUGAAACUGAAUACAGCUAUUGAUUGCUCUUGUGAUGAAUACGACGAAAAGAAGUAGAUGACUCGUGUCCAAUAGUUUCGUAGAGUAGCCGUAGAAUGGGCAAAACAAGCUUAGUCUCUUUCUUCGGCAACUAGCACUUCGAUUCCUAGAUAAAACUAUUCCAACGAGCCUGUCGUCCAUUCGGCCCUACCAAUACUAAGCAAAGAUAACAAAUGAUUCGAAUUUAUAAAAAUAAAAACAAAAGAUAAAUUGAUUACACAAUGCGUAACAGUAAUGCAUGAACGCCAAUUUGAAGGAACUGCAAACGCCUUUGCGAACCACGUCGGUUCGGCCCACGUCCUUUUUAUCGAUACUCAUAACAUCUAUGCGUUAGAUGCGAAAGCAACCUAAAUAAGAACUCUCGAUUAGUGGGUUAAGCGGAAAGAUGGCACGUAGAGAGUGUGGAGAAUUGUCAAAAAGGUGAUCGCAAAACUGAUCGUGUCGGUGGCACUUUACGCUAUGGUAUGGCUCCACAACACAACAUGUGUAGAACCACAUCGCAAGCAUAAACCGUAUCGGGAACAGUCGGGAGAUAGAGGAUCCAAUUUUAAUAUUGUUGAAUAUUAUUAUAAAUAAUGGGUACAUAUUCGAGCCAAUCGAGGAAUAAAAGUAAAAACG
Messenger RNA from Anopheles darlingi, 7512 nucleotides. RefSeq lists its product as uncharacterized. NCBI's taxonomy places the organism in Eukaryota, Metazoa, Arthropoda, Insecta, Diptera, Culicidae. The transcript is spliced from 9 exons. The record is from RefSeq and is a predicted model, not a curated record. The coding region runs from base 800 to 5206 and encodes 1468 amino acids.